CCAGUCACUCGCGCGACCAUUUGGGGGGAUCCUCCGUGAUGACGGCGUCUUCCAGAUAGAUAGGCAUCACGCAUAGAUGUUUACGUUGUGUCGGUCAGUCGUACAUGCUACUUGUUUUGCUGGUCAUCUCCCUGGCAACCUGACCCGUGGACAAACAAACCGAAAAGGCACGUAAUACAGGACACGGAAAGGUCAUCUUAUCUAUUGGUUGCUUGAGGGGGCUGCGGUGCUGACGCGUAAAGUGCCCCAGAAACGGGACGUUUACAGAUUUUCUGUGAAACAGCGUUUUUAAGAUGAGACCAAGAAGUCUCCUGGUUUCCCUGUUUUUAUUUAUUACGUUGGACGCCUCACAGCCAGUGACCGCAGAGCUCAUGAAUAUCUUGUUUCUAAACGAGGAGGGAAAUAAAAUUGGAGACGAGGCGUUUAAUGUGGCGUUGGAUUACGUAAAGAAAAAUCCAAGUCUUGGAGUUGAGAUCGGAGAAGUCAUUAAAGCAGUAGGAAAUACAACUGAUGCCCAAACAUUCUUGAAAUCCAUAUGCAGUGUAUACGACGCGGCCAUCAAGGCGGAAACCCGUCCUCACGUGGUGCUGGAUAUGACCAUGAGUGGAGUGCCUUCAGAAACAGCGAAGUCGGUCACUGCAGCUCUAGCGCUGCCAACCAUCAGCACCUCAUUCGGACAAGAAGGAGAUCUCAGACAGUGGCGAUCUCUGGAAGAAGCAGAGAAGAAUUAUCUGAUUCAAAUAAUGCCACCUGCGGACAUAAUGCCGGAGAUAAUACGCAGAAUUGUCAUAUUUCAGAACAUCACGAACGCUGGCAUACUUUUCGACGAUUCUAUUGUGAUGAACCACAAGUACAAGUCUUUGCUGCAGAACCUUCCAACUCGCCACAUGAUAGUAGAGGCUGAUGAAGGGAACGGAGAGGCGCAAUUGAAGCGUCUUCGAGAGCGGGACAUUUUCAACUAUUUCAUCCUUGGGCGUCUGUCCACCAUCGUGUCCGUCCUGGACAGCGCUGAGAAAUGUGGGUUCUUCGAUCGCCAAUUUGCAUGGCACGGGAUUACUUUGGACAGCGGAAACCUCGGUUGCAGCUGUAAAAAUGCAACAGUAUUUUUCGUGAAACCGAAGCCAAACGAAGAAUAUACCGAGACAUACACAGAACUAACAGAAAAAUACAACCUGCAGAACUUGCCAGAGAUUUCUGCCGCCUUCUACUUCGAUGUGGCACUUAGAACAUUACUAGCAACCAAGGAAAUCAUGCAGGGCAACGACUAUCGGAAAAAUUAUGUGACCUGUGACGAUUAUGAUGAGACAAAACAUGUCACUAGAGAUGUUGACCUACUGACUGCCUUUAAGCAGGUGUCUCAACCAGAGUCAUACGGAAAACUUUCAAUUACAAGCAACGGAGAGAGUAUGAUGGAAUUCCAGAUGGAGAUGACAGCUGUUAAGAUACGGAGCAGUGUUCCGCAAACAGCCAUUGACAUGGCAACUUGGAACGCAAGUCUCACGUUGCCCCUGGACGUCAAGGACUCUACAACUAUGGUCAAACAUUCCGCCGUCACGGUUUACCGCAUCGUAACUGUCGUGCAAAAUCCAUUCGUGAUAUAUGACGGAGUUGACGGUAAGAACCGGACGAAAUUUAAAGGAUACUGCAUUGACCUUAUCGACGAAAUAAGAAAUAUCACAAAGUUCGACUACGAGAUAUAUGAAGCGCCGGACAAGAAAUUUGGAAAUAUGGAUGAAAAUGGAAAUUGGAAUGGUAUGAUUAAGGAGCUUAUGUUGAAGAAUGCAGACAUUGCGUUGGGUUCUUUAUCCGUGAUGGCGGAGCGAGAAAACGUGGUGGAUUUUACGGUACCAUACUACGACUUGGUGGGCAUCACUAUCCUCAUGAAGAAACCUAAAGCGGCCACGUCGCUCUUCAAGUUCCUCACGGUGCUGGAGAAUGAAGUUUGGCUGUGUAUCCUCGGAGCUUACUUCUUCACCAGUUUCUUAAUGUGGGUUUUCGAUCGCUGGAGUCCAUACAGCUAUCAAAACAAUCGGGAAAAGUACAAAGACGAUGAAGAGAAACGAGAAUUUAACCUUAAGGAGUGUCUGUGGUUCUGUAUGACAUCGCUCACACCUCAGGGUGGUGGAGAAGCCCCGAAGAACUUGUCAGGUCGCUUGGUGGCUGCGACGUGGUGGUUGUUUGGUUUCAUCAUAAUCGCGUCCUACACCGCUAACCUCGCCGCGUUCCUCACUGUAUCUCGUCUAGACACACCAGUGGAGUCACUGGACGACUUGGCGAAGCAGUACAAGAUCCAAUACGCUCCUCUCAACAACUCGGCAUCAAUGAUUUACUUCCAGAGAAUGUCAGAUAUUGAAAACCGAUUCUACGAAAUCUGGAAGGACAUGAGCCUUAACGAUAGUCUCAGUGACGUUGAAAGAGCCAAGUUGGCCGUGUGGGACUAUCCAGUAAGCGACAAGUACACAAAAAUAUGGCAAGCCAUGAAUGAGGCCAAGUUCCCAAAUACUCUGGAGGAGGCUGUGAACCGGGUCCUCGACUCGAAGUCAUCGAGUGAAGGGUUUGCUUACAUCGGUGACGCCACAGAUGUCAGAUACUUAGUUCUGACCAGCUGCAACUUGCAGAUGGUCGGUGAAGAGUUCUCGAGAAAACCGUACGCCAUAGCAACCCAGCAAGGAUCUCCGCUUAAAGACCAAUUCAACAACGCAAUUUUGCAGCUUUUGAACAAACGGAAACUGGAAAAGCUUAAAGAACAAUGGUGGAACCAGAAUCCAGAGAAGAGGAGGGACUGUGAAAAGCAAGACGAUCAAACAGAUGGCAUCAGCAUCCAGAAUAUAGGCGGUGUAUUCAUAGUCAUUUUCGUGGGUAUCGGCUUGGCCUGUAUCACCCUUGCAUUCGAGUACUGGUGGUAUAAAUACAAGAAGAUCCCCAAGGUUGUCGACACGGGAAAGGUGGUGGCACAUUCCCGCCAAAUACCGACUACCGGUGGCGGAAAAUUGGAGACGGGAUUGAAGAUGCAAGGCUUCCGGCCUCGCAACCCUACAUUUCCUACUCACAGUUUCCGACGUAAUGUGGGGCCAAUGACAGGUGUAAAGAGCCCAUGGUAGAAACGCCAGGUUGAUACGUGGCAACAGUUUUCUCAGAGAGAUAUGUUCCUCACGCUACGAAAAUUCGAUUAAAAUGUGUAUAAUGUAGGCCUACAAUGUAAAGCUGGAAUUCAAUCGGAUUCGAAAGUCCACCCGAUUACCUUAUAUGACGUAUUUUAUGUUGUCCUGCAUGGAUCUUCAAUAACUCCUGAUUUCUACAGUAACACAGGUCUCAUAAUUUACAUAUCGUUAUAGGCAGUAUUCUCCAUGAAUUGCCUGUAGUUUGACUUGUCUUUUUACUGUUUCUUUCUAGUUUAUUAAAUACGAUCUAAAUAUAGCUUUCCAUUUCACAAUACAUAUCAAUUCAAUGCAAAUUAAUUUAUAUCAGGGAAGCACUAUUCCGUAAUACAUAAAACAGCUGUAAAUGCUUUUCCAUUAUUUAGACUUAAAAAAUUCAUACCACUGCCUAAUCCAGGCAUGUUCAUAAAAAAUAAAUCAUCUUCCACCGGGAAACUUGUUUGACGACCACUCAACAUAUACAACAUACUAAUGAACACUUUCCUCAUGGCUAAAUUUCUGUUUGUAAAUAGGCAAAAGAUACGGUCACAGGUCUCAGCUAUAACAUGACUGGUUACAGGCAUCUACUAAAACUCAUUUGCAUACGGAGAUGUUGAACUAUCACCCACGUAUAUACGACUUACCGUUAAUGAACGUCAGAGAGCAGGCUUGUACAGUUAAACAAAACCUGUGUUGUAACUUAACAUUUACUUCCAUUUACCGUAUAUUUAGAUUUCAUAGAAAACAUUUCCCUUUCAAAAGGAAGUAUGAAUAGAGAAAAUGUCGGUUGUAAAUGUUGAAGUUAUUGCCGAAUAACUUAAAGGAAAUACAGCUGGUAAGGGGAUCAAUUAUAUUAUUAAUGUGUGAUUUCAUUAGUAAUAAUAUUAACAGCAUAUCAUGUAAUACUAAAGCACUAAGCAGCACACACGAAUGUAAUGCUUAAAACGCCAGUAUUUAACACCUAGUGACCUACUUCUCACGUAAAUGUAUACUGAAUUAAAAAAAUAUCAAAACCUU
This is a messenger RNA of Zootermopsis nevadensis, 4154 nucleotides long. It is a transcript of the gene Ir25a, whose product is annotated as ionotropic receptor 25a. Gene Ontology annotation, molecular function: ligand-gated monoatomic ion channel activity; signaling receptor activity. Gene Ontology annotation, biological process: monoatomic ion transport. Gene Ontology annotation, cellular component: membrane. The record is from RefSeq and is a predicted model, not a curated record. NCBI's taxonomy places the organism in Eukaryota, Metazoa, Arthropoda, Insecta, Blattodea, Termopsidae.